CCCUGGGAUACCCCACAUGUGCCCGCACCGCUGCACCGUUACCGCACCGAACUGGUCCGGGUAACUGUCUUCUGAUCUACCCAAGACAAAUGCUCGCCGUGUAUCGAGACCUCGGACCAACGAAGAUCACACGUAUGUGCAUACUACCCUAAUGUAUACAACCCUUGUACCGACUAUCUAUAUCCAGGUUAUUUCGCAUUACCCAAUCGCUUUCUAUAUUCUGUCCUUGUCCGAGGCCUCCCAGAUGUUUCGUGUAGGUAUCUACGCAAAGUAAGGUUAGGUAUAUAAAUUGAACCGAGGGUCGAGCUAAAGGUCCAUUAAGUUUACCUAGGUAUAUCUAGUUGAUCGUCUAGUUGACCUAAUAAUACGAUAUACUUUACCGGGUAUCUUAUCUAUAAGAUAGCUGUUUGCUGCAACUUGCUUGUCGUACCGAGUCUUUGCUUUUUUACACAACUCUGAUUUAAUUCACGACUGAUUAGGUACCUCCUCAGAUUUGAGAAAAUUAACAGGAGGCAAAUUGAUUAUUAGCAACAUGGCUGCCGAUAGAGAAUCAAAGAUUCCUCAUCCCUUACGGCCUCUCUCAUCUGACGAGCUCUCGAAAGCUCGAGAUAUUGCGGUCAAGGCACACGGGGGAGAUGGGACUGCCUUGUUUUUCCGCUCUGCCAUAGUCGAUGAGCCCAAGAGGACAGAUCUGACUGAGUUUCUCAUCGCGGAACAUGAGGGUCGAGUUCCCGAGACUAUCCCGCCGAGACAGGUCAAACUGCUUUACGAUGUCAUCAAAGAUGGAAAAGCUCAGCUCACGGAGACGGUCGUCGAUGUGGACGACGGAGCCAUCAAAAACACCAAAGCAUUUGAAUCGCGAUACCAGACCAGUUACACGGCCCAUGAAUUUGGCAUAUUUCAAGAUGCCUGCGUAUCCUCAGAGAUGUUCAAGUCGGCCAUAGAAGAAUUCAUCCUACCAGAACACUUCGUGAUUACGAUAGAUCCGUGGCCGUACGGUGGCCCAGAUCCGGAUGAGGAGAUCCCUCGCUACAUGCAAGGCCUUGUAUACGCCCGGGAUACUUCAAAGGACAAUAUUGAUUCCAACCAUUACUCCUACCCUUUACCUAUAAUACCGAUCAUGGAUGUGGCUACCAAAAAAAUAUUAAGAGUGGAUCGCCUCGCCACAGGGGGUGUCGGCGAUGGCCUCCAUUCUGCCCCUCCGGGAGGCGAGCCGAAGAAGCUGUUCGAGAACUGCGGGCCCGCGGAAUAUAUCCCAGAGCUUCUGGACCAGCCGCUUCGCACCGAUAUGAAACCCAUCAACGUUAUUCAGCCCGAAGGUGCAUCUUUCAAAGUGCAUGCCGAUAAUCUUGUCGAGUGGCAAAAGUGGCGUUUCCGCGUUGGAUUUACGGCUCGCGAGGGCGCUGUGCUCCACGAUGUAUGCUACGAAAACCGACCUAUAGUAUACCGGUUAUCUUUCUCCGAGAUGACUGUCCCGUACGGCGAUCCGCGCCCGCCUUUCCAGCGCAAGCAGGCUUUUGACUUUGGCGACGGUGGAGUCGGACGUGCAGCCAACAAUCUAAAACUAGGGUGCGAUUGUCUGGGCGCAAUACACUACUUCGACUGUGUUAUGCCUGGCACAGACGGCAAACCUGACUUAGCUAAGAAUGUGAUCUGUCUACAUGAGCAAGACAACGGAAUUGGCUGGAAACAUACCAACUUCCGCACAAACCGUGCCGUGGUAACACGCCUGCGCGAGUUAGUCGUGCAGUUCGUCGCUACGCUGGCAAAUUACGAAUACGUGUUUGCGUACAAGUUAGACACAGCAGGUGGCAUCUCGAUCGAAACGCGGGCAACAGGUAUCGUCAGCGUCGUGCCCAUCGACGAGGGCAAGGUAUCUGGAUACGGCAAUGUUGUACACCCAGGCGUAUUAGCACAAAACCACCAGCACAUCUUCGCAGUACGUAUAGAUCCAGCUAUCGACUCGUACGCCGACAACACGGCUGUAGUCAUAGAAGAAAGCCAUCCCGUGCCGAUGAACCCAGAGACAAAUCCCCACGGGAACGCUUACGAGAUUCGACGGAAUCGCAUCAAGCGGGCCGGGUUCGCAGAUGCCGAGCCCCGGCUGAACCGGGUCGUUCGUCUAGAGCAUGCAACCAAGAAAAACAGCAUCAGUGGCAAAAACGUUGGGUAUAAGCUGGUUCCCAGCGCUACGCAGCUCAUGCUUGCAGACGAUAAGAGCGUCCAAGCUGCAAGGGCACCUUUCGCGAAACACCACCUCUGGUUUACCGGAUAUAGAGACGGCGAAUUGUGGGCUGCGGGAGAGUUCACGAACCAGGCGCCGCGAGAAGAGGGUGGAGUGAAAACGAUGGUGGAGAGGGGAGAUUGGUUUGUAGACGAUGGCGAGGUUGAUGGUACGAACGGGACAGCGGAUGGAAAGAAGAGCAGCCCUGUAGUUUGGAGCGUCUUCGGCCUCACUCACAACCCACGAGUCGAAGAUUGGCCCGUGAUGCCUGUCGAGAUACACCAAUUCCAUCUUCGUCCUGCCGACUUCUUCACGAGAAACCCGGCGCUGGAUAUUCCGAGCACCAGGAACGAGAGCAGCGUGUUAGUGCCUUGCUGCGACAAAGUUGACGAUGCGGCACAAGAUGGGACUCGACAGUCAAGUACUUGCUGCAGUCCACAGACCGACGGGAAAUCGCAGCAGGACCCUGUAUCGCAUCUCCAAGGUACCGGGCCGGAUGUCGAUCCUAAGGAGAUUGCGGUUGGGACCCCUAAGGACAAGAAGCGACUAUCUGCCACACUAUCGAAUCUGCUUAAUUGGAAGAAGGAUUGAAUGAUGCUCUCUCUCUCUCUCUCUCUCUC
This is a messenger RNA of Daldinia caldariorum, 2844 nucleotides long. RefSeq names its product copper amine oxidase. Lineage: Eukaryota; Fungi; Ascomycota; Sordariomycetes; Xylariales; Hypoxylaceae. The record is from RefSeq and is a predicted model, not a curated record. The transcript is spliced from 2 exons. Gene Ontology annotation, molecular function: copper ion binding; primary methylamine oxidase activity; quinone binding. Gene Ontology annotation, biological process: amine metabolic process. The coding region runs from base 533 to 2815 and encodes 760 amino acids.